AUGCCGGUCAUCAUCGUCGAUACAAACCAAGUCACUGAUGUCAUACGGUACAAUAAGGCAACCAGUAAGGGUACAACAGAACAAACCAGAUCCAAUGAGGAGCUUUUCGCCCGCGAAGCUCUCGACACGGCCGCAGAACCAGGUUUGAAUAGGAUCGGUCAUACCUAUGGAAAUCAAGCUUCACAACAGGACAGGGUUAUGGAGAAAGACAACAUCGAUAUUCAUCGUCAUUCAAAAGGUCGUCUCAAUUCGGAAGAGGUCCGUCCGCCAGCCAAUGACAUUGAACGUACUAAAGUCACAGAAAUGGUAUAUACUGAUGGGGAGGAGAAAAAACCACCUGAGAAUACGCCACAAGAGACGCACAUCCUCUCAAAAGCUGGCAGCUCUCUGGCCCCAGAUACAGGAUCCGUGGCAGCGAAACCUGUAGUAGUUGAAGACAAUUCGAAUGAAUCUGAACAGCACUUGUUGUGGGAGAAGGAUGCCAAACAUCUUCCCGAUUUUGUAUGGAUUCCCUUCGAGAAGGCAGUGGAAGGUGAAACGCUUCGAGGCUGGGAGGACGACUGGGUGGCGUCGGCUAAAUUUGACCGAGACAAGCGGGGAAUUCAGCAGGAGCCGAAAAUCGAUUUUGUCUAUCUCUGGGUUAAUGGAUCUGAAGCUGACUUCCAGACGACCAUUCGACCCUGGGAAGAACGGUCUAUUUUAAAUGAUCCCGAGGUAAAGUGGGUUCGUUCACACGGUACCAACCGGUAUCGUGACUGGGAUGAACUGCGCUAUUCUUUCCGAAGCAAUGAGAAGAACGCAGGCCAUUUCAUAAACACUGUGAAGAUCCUUGUCAACUCGAUAUAUGAGAAUGGGAGAGCUGUACGCAAACAGACUCCUGAAUGGCUGGCAACCGAGCAACAGCAGACAAAACGGCCCGUUCAGGUUGUUGCUCAAAAAGAACUAUUCGAGCGGGCAACAGUAGCGCGUUUACCAACAUUCAACUCACUGACCAUCGAGAACCAAAUUUUUAAUACUGCGUCUGACCUCGAUCAGUUCUUUACUCUGUCCGACGAUAUGUUGUUAACAAGAAAUCACUCUGCAGCAGAUAUAUAUUCUCCUUUAUUCGGAGCCUCCCUUAGUUUUAAGACAAACGGGUACAGCAAAACGACGCCUCCUACGGAUAUAGACAGUCAGCGAUUUGGUGAAAAGCCAUACUUAAUAUAUACUUCCUGGCUCUUAAACCGACGUUUUGGGGUUAGAAAGCGUAAAGGUCAGAGUCAUUUUGGUCAUUCAUUAUCUCGAAGUAUAAUGCGCCAAGCUGUCGAAGGGUUUCCUCGUCCGGAAAGGCAGAGUGUAUGCAAGCGAUUCCGGGGUGAACUUGGUUUUCAGUUAUAUUCCUGGUACGCCACGUACCACUGUCUCAUCGAGAGGCACCGAGAAGCACUCAUUUGGAACUAUGUCAUGCUUCGAAGUGAUGUUGAUCGGGACGGGGUUCUAUCCUGGGAAGAAAGGCAGACCGUUAUUGCAGAAUUGGCCGCUGGAGCCGAGAAUUCCGAACGGUCCACGUUUCGUCAGAAGCUUUUCUACCGUGUGCCCUCGAAGCUUGCACGAGCGGGACUGAGACCGCCGCAGGUCAAUCCAAAUAUACUCUGGACGUCACUUGAUGGUCCUUGGGCCAUUAAAGACGCAGAGUGUACAAGUUUCAGUCUCGAUGAGUGCCUCGCGCCAGGUUUCGACUCGAUCACUGGUCAGCCAUCUACGCUCACUCCUACCUUUAGUUCGGCCCUCAUCUUCGACCGCUUGGCGCGUCAAAAUUCUAACUGUGGCGACUGUCUACUGAAAAGGAUUCUACAUCAGACGCCGUCGGGGCUCGGACCGCUUCUCCCACGCGCAGAGACACAACAGUCUGACCGUGAGCUUGUGCUCAAGGUUUUGAUGCGGUAUAAAUACGUCAUUGUCGACCCUUCUGAUGCAUUGUUCGUGAUGGUGACAGAUGCAGACCAGAUCGACAGCACGCUAUCUCGCAAUUACCUACGCGAGAGUAAGCAAUUGUCAGGUCAGAUGCGUCUGAACGAUGACGUGGAAACCACCGAUGAGCAGGAGUUGAAAGAUGUCCAAAACGCCAUGAGAGAGUUGCUUCAUGGCUUAUUUCCUGAUCCUAGCGGAGCCGAAACGACACUGUGA
Molecule: messenger RNA, 2166 nt
Organism: Exophiala spinifera
Lineage: Eukaryota; Fungi; Ascomycota; Eurotiomycetes; Chaetothyriales; Herpotrichiellaceae
Exons: 5
Coding region: 1-2166 (721 amino acids)
Biological process (GO): N-glycan processing to lysosome; carbohydrate phosphorylation
Cellular component (GO): Golgi apparatus
Molecular function (GO): UDP-N-acetylglucosamine-lysosomal-enzyme N-acetylglucosaminephosphotransferase activity
Source: RefSeq, a predicted model, not a curated record